Messenger RNA from Ailuropoda melanoleuca (giant panda), 2187 nucleotides. It is a transcript of the gene RAPSN, whose product is annotated as receptor associated protein of the synapse. Gene Ontology annotation, biological process: synaptic transmission, cholinergic; positive regulation of neuromuscular synaptic transmission. NCBI's taxonomy places the organism in Eukaryota, Metazoa, Chordata, Mammalia, Carnivora, Ursidae. The record is from RefSeq and is a predicted model, not a curated record. The transcript has 8 exons. Gene Ontology annotation, cellular component: plasma membrane; neuromuscular junction. The coding region runs from base 874 to 2112 and encodes 412 amino acids. Gene Ontology annotation, molecular function: protein-membrane adaptor activity; acetylcholine receptor binding.
UCGGGAUGACCUCUUGCUGUUCUGUGUCCUCUUCAACUAGGAGGUCAUUCGUUCUAACAACCCGCUGCAGGAGGUAGCAGUGUGCUCUUGCCCACAGUCACACGGCCCACACAGCUAGUAAAUGGCAGAGUCAGCCUGGCUCCAGGGUCCACGCUGUUCCCCACUACCCUAUGCUGCCUCCAACAGCCCCCUGAGUCAGGGCUUAUUAGCCUGUUAUUAUCCUCAUUUGACAGACGAGGAAGCUGAGGCGCAGAGAGGUGAGCGACUUGGCUUGGGAAUGGUGGGGGCAUGCCCACGGGUAAGAGACCUCGGUGCCCAGUGGCCUCGAAUCCCAGAAACAAAACCUGGGGGAGGGUAGGUCUAGGGGGAAGGUUGUGAUGGGGAGAGGCAGGGCUCAGGGCCAGCCACCUGCCUCGCUUAGUCCCCGCUCCUCCUAGCCCUCAGCUCGUCCCUGGAGGCGGCUCCUUGGCCAGGCUGCCAGGAGGGCCCGCACUGCCAGGGAGGUCGAGACCGGUGUCAGAGGCUCUGAAGGGACACCAAAGGGGGUGCCCGGGGCGCAGGGUGCCUGAAUCCCUGGGAAGCCGCCUCCCAGCUUGGGGGUGGGUGCAGCAGAGGCCCGUGUGACACUGUGGCUGACAUUCCUCAGCGGCCACGUGGCCCCAACUGGCAGGGACAGCUGCGGAGAGGGGCCGGACCAGCUUUGUUCUCAGGGUGGCGCCCACUCUCCAUCCAGGCCCUGCUCGGCUCCUGCCUCGCGCUGCUCUCCUUCCUGGGGCUCCGUGGGCAGCUGGCAUCGGGGUCCCCGCCAUGAAUGCCUAGAAGCCCAGAACCACCCGGUCUCUCCAUCCUUGGGCGGCUCAGGGCUCCAGAACGAUGGGGCAGGACCAGACGAAGCAGCAGAUCGAGAAGGGGCUCCAGCUGUACCAGUCUAACCAGACGGAGAAGGCACUGCACGUGUGGACGAAGGUGCUGGAGAAGAGCGCUGACCUCGUGGGGCGCUUUCGCGUGCUGGGCUGCCUGGUCACAGCGCACUCGGAGAUGGGCCGCUACAAGGAGAUGCUGAAGUUCGCUGUGGUGCAGAUCGACACCGCCCGGGAGCUGGAGGAUGCUGACUUCCUUCUGGAGAGCUACCUGAACCUGGCGCGCAGCAAUGAGAAGCUGUGUGAGUUCCACAAGACCAUCUCCUACUGCAAGACCUGCCUCGGCCUGCCCGGCACCAGGGCAGGCGCCCAGCUCGGAGGCCAGGUCAGCCUGAGCAUGGGCAAUGCCUUCCUGGGCCUCAGCCUCUUCCAGAAGGCCCUGGAGAGCUUCGAGAAGGCCCUGCGCUAUGCCCACAACAAUGAUGACGCCAUGCUCGAGUGCCGCGUCUGCUGCAGCCUGGGCAGCUUCUAUGCCCAGGUCAAGGACUACGAGAAAGCCCUGUUCUUCCCCUGCAAGGCCGCAGAGCUCGUUAGCGACUACGGCAAGGGCUGGAGCCUCAAGUACCGGGCCAUGAGCCAGUACCACAUGGCCGUGGCCUACCGCCUGCUGGGCCACCUGGGCAGCGCCAUGGAGUGUUGUGAGGAAUCUAUGAAGAUUGCUCUGCAGCACGGGGACCGGCCACUACAGGCGCUCUGCCUGCUCUGCUUUGCCGACAUCCACCGGAGCCGCGGGGACCUGGAGACAGCCUUCCCCAGGUACGACUCCGCCAUGAGCAUCAUGACAGAGAUCGGGAACCGCCUGGGGCAGGUGCAGGUGCUGCUGGGCGUGGCCAAAUGCUGGAUAGCCAGGAAGGCGCUGGAUAAGGCUCUGGAAGCCAUCGAGAAAGCCCAGGACCUGGCCGAGGAAGUGGGGAACAAGCUGAGCCAGCUCAAGCUGCACUGCCUGAGCGAGGGUGUCUACCGCAGCAAGGGGCUGCAGCGCGAGCUGCGCGCCCACGUCGUGCGCUUCCACGAGUGCGUGGAGGAGACCGAGCUCUACUGCGGCCUGUGCGGCGAGUCCAUCGGCGAGAGGAACAGCCGGCUGCAGGCCCUGCCGUGCUCCCACAUCUUCCACCUCAGGUGCUUGCACAACAACGGGACACGGAGCUGCCCCAACUGCCGCCGCUCAUCCAUGAAGCCCGGCUUUGUGUGAGUCCCACCAGCCGUCGUGGGCUUCUGCCUCACGUCCCCCUGCUCCCCGUCCACCAUCAUGCUGCACCACCCCCCC